AUGCUUGAGUUUUCCCUAAACCUUAUUUCAUUUGUGCUUAUUCUCAAUGUGUCGAAUGCUGCUAACCCAACAUAUGUGAAACCAUUAUUUACAGAGCAUCCACAAGACACGUUUGUGUUCCGAAAUUCGCCUCUCACACUACGAUGUCGAGCUGAUGGUCAUCCAACACCUUCUUUAACUUGGUACAAAGAUAAUGACAUUGUUCUUUCUCAUAGAGAAAGACCUGGGACUUCUACCAUCAUUAUAAAAUCAGGAGAAUUGUCUAUAUUGUCAUUUGACUCUCACAAUGAGGGAAAGUAUUAUUGUAAGGCUUCAAAUAACGCCGGAUCAGCUGUAUCGUCCUCUGCACUUGUGAAAAUGGCUUAUUCUGAUAACCGAUUAUUUGGCCCAGAAAGCAAAAUAGUUAGUGUUGGCGAAACUGCAGUGCUAAUUUGUCGAAGCUCAAGUGGCCUUCUAAAACCCGAGGUUGAGUGGUACAAGAAUAAAAAGAAGCUUCAGUUUGAUCAGAGAAUACAAAUAAUGGAUGUAGGUGAUUUACGCAUUGACAAUGUCGGCCUAAGAGACCAAGGUACCUAUAAAUGUAUUGUUUACAAUAUGCCUGGGGAACGGUCAAGCAAUGAAGCAGUACUUACAGUUAGACAAAAGCCACAGUUUGAAGCAACUCCACAAAACAAGCAGGUGAGAGUUGGUGAGCUGGCCCGUUUCAUGUGUCGCGUUGCCGGAGACCCCAAACAAACGAUAAUAUGGAAAAGAGAAGAUGGAAUUGCAAUGCCCGUAAAUAGGAGCAAGCUACUUGGUGACAAAAGUCUAGAAAUUCACGAUAUUAAAUCAAUUGAUGCAGGAAACUAUGUGUGCAUGGCAAACAACUCGGCUGGUCGCGUCGAAGCUGUAGCUAGACUUGACGUUAUUUCGCCCCCUAAUUUCAGAAUUACUCCGGAGGAUCAAUUUGUUGAACUCAAUGAUACAGCAGCAUUUGAAUGCCAGGCAGCUGGGUCUCCGCGUCCUGAAGUCCGUUGGAUUCAUAAUAAUCGCUCAUAUCUUGCCUCAGAUCGUUCUGAUUCAAUUUAUGGAACUUCAAAUCGUAUUCAAGUCUACUCUGAUGGAAGACUUGUUAUACAUCCGGUCAGAAAAACCGAUGAGGGCUUAUAUGAAUGUGUGGCUUCGCAUUAUGAUGGGAGUAUUAAAUCUUCCGCAUGUCUUCGUGUUCGAGAGCCUAGCCGCAUAGCCUUGCCCCUAAUAGAAAUUGGCCCUCAGAAUCAAACUCAGGUCAAAGGCUCUGUUGCAAAUUUUAUUUGCAAGGCUUUGGUUACACGUAUAUCAAGACAGGCAAUUAGAUGUGGUACGGAGCAAAUGUUGGAUGAUUACCCCAAAGUAAUCAUAGAGUGGUUCAUCAAUGGCGUAUCUGGGCCGUCUCCAGACAAUCCAAGGAUCGUCAAACUUUCUUUGGAGACACUCCAAAUAAACUCACUUAGCUUGGAGGACACAGGA
Protopolystoma xenopodis is the source of this 1488-nucleotide messenger RNA. NCBI's taxonomy places the organism in Eukaryota, Metazoa, Platyhelminthes, Monogenea, Polystomatidea, Polystomatidae. The record is from the annotation of a GenBank genome assembly.